AUGAGUGAUUUAUUAGCUUGCCGUGUGUGCCUUGCAUCUGAAGACGUGAAGCUUUACAGUCUCAAUAAGUACAAUUUGUUGCAAUCCUACGAGAUACUAACCGGAGUACAGCUAUGUCCCGAAGAUGGUCUGCCUCAACACAUCUGUAGUUUCUGCAGUUCCUUGUUGAAUAAAGCCGUAUCUUUUAAGGAAAAGUGUCUCAAUUCUCAGGAAAUAUUGAAAUUUAGCGGACAGAAGCAAAGACUGACUUUAGAUUUUAUAAAAGAAAUCCACCUAGCACACCGUAACCCGUACAGCUUAGACGAAGAACAUAGAAGAUACAACAUAGAUUACACUACCAUCAAGAAGGAGACUAUUAUCAAAGAAGAAUUACAAGAAAAGAAGAAAAAAAGGAGAAAAAAAGAGAAUAUAGAAAUUAAACUAGAAGAUGAAGCCCAGAAUGAUGAUUAUUGUAACUACGAAAGCGAUCAAGAUAUACCGGUCCUGGAAUUGGAUAUACGUGGACUAGAUCUGCCUGAUGGGCAGGAGAUAGCAGAAAAUGGCCAGGAGAUGGCAGAAAAUAGCCAGGAGAUAGCAGAUAAGGAUCUGAAGGAUGUCGAGAUAGUGCUGCUGAGUAAAGCUGAGCAGAUACAAGAGAUUGAGAAAAGGAAGACUUCUUCGAACUACAUCAACUCGUACUACAAGUGUGAGAAAUGCUUCAAGGGAUUUAUAACUGAGCCUACGUAUAGGAACCACAUGGUGUGCCAUGAUCCUGAGCGCGGGCCACACACGUGCGACGUGUGCAGCUCCCACUGGCCGUGUGCGCGCGCCCUUAGGGCACACUCACUCAACACACACGAGAGGAAGUACAUGUGCAGGGUGUGCGACCACGUGUCGAGGUCCAGUCACCGAGCCAAAGAGCACAGCAAGUGGCACAGCGGCUUCUCCUUCAUCUGUAAGACGUGCGGGGCGUCCUUCGCUAAAUCCACAAGUUAUCUAACGCACAUGCGUCUCCAACAUCCGUCGAGCAACUCUUGCGAGAUCUGCGGGGAGUCUUUCGUUGGAGAGUUCGGUUUGAGGAUGCACAAGAAGAAGACACAUUAUCCGGGUGUGAGUCAGUGCGACCGAUGUAACCACAAGUUCGAUUCCCGGGACGCGCUGCUGAGACACCUUCAACUAUCCAGCGAAAAUUGUGACGCGAGCGACUCACAACGUUCCUACACCAUCCACUACCAAAGAGUUCACCUCGGACUUAAAAUGAAGCAGAACAAGCCGCGCUGCUAUAAGAAACCGGCUGACAGUCACGUCUGUGAGAUGUGCGGCAAGAAGUGUAUUACCAAGGCGACCCUGAUGUACCACCAACGCAUCCACACCGGAGAGCGGCCCUUCCAAUGUACCGACUGUCCCAAGAAGUUCAGUGUGUACCAGAGACUGCAGAUCCACCAACGUAUCCACACGGGGGAGAGUCCAUAUCAAUGUAAGAGUUGCCCGAAGGCAUUCAAACACAAGGCGGCCCUCAACAGACACGAUCGGGUCCAUACGGGGGCAAAGCCCUACGGCUGUCCUCACUGCGGCAAGUCCUUUUCUCAGUCCAACUCUAUGAAGCUUCAUGUUAGCACCGUGCACCUACGACUACCAGCGCCCUACAGGAACAGAACUAAUAAAAUAUAA
Messenger RNA from Danaus chrysippus (African queen), 1650 nucleotides. The record is from the annotation of a GenBank genome assembly. NCBI's taxonomy places the organism in Eukaryota, Metazoa, Arthropoda, Insecta, Lepidoptera, Nymphalidae.